Orbilia oligospora ATCC 24927 is the source of this 1035-nucleotide messenger RNA. RefSeq lists its product as uncharacterized. The record is from RefSeq and is a predicted model, not a curated record. The transcript has 2 exons. The coding region runs from base 1 to 1035 and encodes 344 amino acids. NCBI's taxonomy places the organism in Eukaryota, Fungi, Ascomycota, Orbiliomycetes, Orbiliales, Orbiliaceae.
AUGCUCUCCCCGAAAUGGAUGACGCAAAGUUGUCCUUCGUUAGUCCAAGACCUUCUUGUGCAUCCGCCGGUCCACAUAAAGCCAGUCAAUAUUCUGACGGAAGACAUUGAUUACUUUGCCCUACAAACAGCGAGGAAGCCCUUAGAAAAGUUCGCUCACGCAACAGAUUAUGCCGAAAGACUAUACAGAAAGAUAUACCCGUACAAGCCUAACGACAAAGACACCCAUCCGUCUGAAAUCGUAGAUGGAGUACGGAAUGUAGACAUAACCUUCGAGUAUUUACUCAGAGGGUUCUACAGCCGACUUUUUCGAGCCGGUAAACUCGUUCGGCAGAUCCAAGAGAACCGCGAACCUCCUGACGAAGGUGCCGGCCAAGCUGAUGCUCAUACAUACGGAUUCCGGGACAAUACGCAAGCUGUGCAAUUGUUGCCAGGCCUUGAGGCUCUAUACGAAAGAAUAGCGGCAGAAAAGAAUCGAGUUCCAGGUAUUCAUAGGUGGAUUCGAACUGAUCUCACGAACGGCGACCUAAAGGGUUGGGAGUCUGAUCUUAUUGCCGUGGCCUGGAGUGUUAUCGGUGUGAGGAUUGACUUUGAUCCGGAUUUUAUCGUGUACGACCCUCCACAGCAAGAGCUUUGGAAGGCAUGCCUUGAUGAGACAGAAUGGAGACUCAAAGGUAUUAAAGCCUCCAUUGAUCAAAUGCGGGUGAUAUUCGCCAAAAACCCACCACGGCUGGCGAAAACCACUUCUUUCGACUUUAACUUUGACUUUGAGAUACACUUGAAGCGACUAAGCGACUGGUAUGAAGGAUGGCAUAACGCUGUUAGUAUGCUAUAUGAAUCAUAUUCCGAGAUCCCACGUUACUCGCCCAGGUCGGACGAUUUAGACAAGCAGUUCAAAAAGGAGUCCUUCUCUACGUAUCCAAUGGAGCCAGAGUUUGAGGUGUCGGAGACAGAAGUGAUAUGUCCAGAUGAGACCGGCGUUCGCCCUGUUCCACAGGUAUUUGGCCCUUGUGUCCUUGCUGUUGUUUCGCGUUAG